Nothoprocta perdicaria is the source of this 1971-nucleotide messenger RNA. It is a transcript of the gene MFSD6L, whose product is annotated as major facilitator superfamily domain containing 6 like. Gene Ontology annotation, cellular component: membrane. NCBI's taxonomy places the organism in Eukaryota, Metazoa, Chordata, Aves, Tinamiformes, Tinamidae. The coding region runs from base 1 to 1890 and encodes 629 amino acids. The record is from RefSeq and is a predicted model, not a curated record. The transcript has a single exon.
AUGGGGCAGUGGGACGUGCGUGGCGCCCUCGUGGCAGCCUCCCUCUUCCACUUGGUGCACGGCGCGGCAAGCGGCUGCGCGGUGCCUUUCCUGAGCCUCUACCUGCGGCACCUGGGGCUGCCCGCCUCACUGGUGGGCGCCGCCGCGGCUGYGCGGCACCUGCUGGUGGCUGCUUGGGCGCCACUGGGCGCCGCCUGCGCCCGCAGUGGCUGCCAGGCCAAGGCGCUUGUGGCCGCCGCACUGCUGGGCUCGGCCGCUGCCGCGCUGCUGCUCACACUGGUGCCGCCUGCCACACUGGAAGACACGCGAGGGCUCUGCGGUGGGGCCGCUGGUGCCAACGCCGGCAAUGCCACGAGUGCCAAUGCCACCAACGCCGCCAAUGGCAUCAGUGCCAAUGGCGAUGGAGUCAAUGCCAGCGUCUCCAACAUGGUGCCAGCAGAGCCGUGGGGAGCAACUGCACGUGCCCUGCCAGUGGGUCUUGUGCCAACGCUGAUGGCACCAGCACUUCGAGGAGUGUUCAGCUCCACUGAUGCCCUCUGGAAGAGCGACGUGGGAGCUGGUGACAUGGGGACAGAUCGCUACACGGCUGGUAGUGUUAACCCAGAGACACCUGCACUGGGAAUGCCCUAUGGACACCAGGAGGAGACAAGCAGCACAGCAGCAGCUGGGGUGGAUCUCAAUGAUAACCCUGAAAAACACCUUCUCCUUAGUAAAAAUGGCAAGCUGCCCUUAUUUAAAUCUCCCCUUCCCACCGUCGGAGGUGCUGGUGCCCCUGAAAACCUCUCCCAUCACUGGCAGGCAGCUCUGGACACUGGCUUGGACUUAGUGCAGGGCACCAAGGGGGAGCACUGGGUGUUUGUGAUGGCACUUGGGGCCAUGCUGCUGUGGGAGCUGCUAGCCGCCCCUGUUGAACGCACAGUUGACGAGAGUCUCUACGAAUACCUGGACUUUGUUGAUGCAGCAGACAGAUACAGCACGCUGUGGGUCUGGGGCUACCUGGGGGUGUCCGUUGGAGCCUGCGGCGUCACUCUGCUCAUCGACCGGCUGGGUUGCCACCUUGGCAGUCGCCUUUCCCGACAAGCCGUCCAUUUCUACGCAUACAGCCUGCUGGCAGUGCUGUCRCUGCUCGCCAGCGUUUUCCUUCCCACCUACGCUCCCAAGAAAGACAAGCGCACAAGGAGAACCGCCAAAGCCCUGGCCCUUAUUGGCGGCGACGGCCAUGCCGUCCUGGCUGCCGUGACUGUGCUGCUCGCUGGCGCAGCCAGCUCUGCCGUGCAUGAUUUCCUCUUCUGGCAGAUGGAGGACCAUGGCAGCAGCGAGGGCUACAUGGGGCUCUGGGUGGCCACGGGGCUUGUGGCCGAGCUCUCGCUUUACCCCUUCAGGGGCGAGCUGCUGAGGACGCUGUCGGGCAGCGGCAUGGUGGCGCUGGGCCUGGGCUGCCAGGCGGCCCAGCUGCUCUGCUACUCCUUCAGCGGGGCGCCCUGGGCUGCCCUGCUCGCCCAGCUCUUGUCCGCCUUCAGCAACGGCGCCUUGUGGUGGGCACUCGAUGCGACCGUCAGCGACGUCGCCACUCCCGGCAUGGAGAGAGCCCUGCGUGCCCUGCUCCGUGGCCUCACGCAGGGCGCAGGGGCUGCCCUGGGCAGCGUGUCGGGGGGCUUGGUGGUGGACAGUUACGGCCUGCCUGUGCUCUACCGGGCCUGCGGUGCYGGCCUGCUCCUCUGGCUCUGCCUCUUCCUCGCUCUGCAGUCCAGGUUGCCUCGGCAGAAAAAAAUCAACUAUUCUCAUCUCCUGACUGCCAAUUCCAGCGAUGUGAGCGACUCCGAGGAGGAGAAGGAAAGGGACUGGCUGGUAAAGGCUAUGAAAGACGAGAGCUUUGGUAGGAAUUGGUAGCAGUGACUUCGUGGCAGCUAAUAUGUGCUUGGRCAUGUGGGGGACAGAGGUGAUGGGACAUGAAGCCCAGAAAUUGCCAUU